AUGCCAAAAAGUCAAAGAAAGACAAUAAAAAUAAAAGACAUCAAACUAACGAAAAAACAGAAAGUUUCGAAAAAAGAAAAAUUUCGAACAAUACAAUUGAAUGCACAAUCGAACUUUACAGAUACUCUUGAUGAAAUAAAUCAAAAUUUAGAACUAUUGAAAUGUGAAUUUCGGUUCCAAGUGCAUAAUAAUAUUUCAAUGGAAGAAAUAUUAAAAAUCGAAAAACAUUGUUAUGAAUGGGCAAAGAAGUUUGAUUUGAUUACAGGAAAGACUACGGAUAAAAAAUUUAAAGGAAGUAAAUUUGGAUUACUUAUUUGUUAUAUAUUUCCAACUGUAUCCUUCGAGAGACGUUGUCUUGCUAUCGAUUUCUUUAAUUGGUUAUUUUUUGUUGAUGAUUUGGUAGAUAACAAGAAAAAUCUAAAAGACAACCCCGAAAAAAUAAAAAUAGAACUCGAUAAAUUCAAAAGUAUUUUAGAUAAUAAAUUAUUACCAGGGGUUUUACAAAGCUCAAUUGCUAUUGCAUUAUGGGAUGUAUGGUCUAGAAUGAAAAAAAUUACUAGUGAAAAAUGGCAACUGAAAUUUCGCAAUAGUGUUUUACAUUAUUUUGAUGCAUGCUACUUAAAUGCACUUAAUAAACGUUCACAUAAUCUUCCUAAUUCCGUAGAAGAAUAUUCCAAGAUCAGAAGGCAUUCAGGAGCAGUAAUGACUAGUUUUAACUUGAUCGAACCUCUGCUCGAAAUUCAAAUUUCGCAAAAUAAUAUAGAUUUGCAAAAUCUUGUGAAUUAUUGCAAUGAUCAUAUAUGCUUCAUUAAUGAUCUUUACUCGCUUAAAAAAGAAUUAACGAAAGGUGAAGUUGAUAAUAUAAUUGUAAUUUUACAACAUUCAAAUAAUUAUUCCCUAAGAGAAGCUAUUGAUCACGCAGUGGUGUUAAUAAAUAAUCGAAUGACUCAAAUCAAAAAAUUUGUUGACAAAUUAAUGCAAUUUAGUUUAGUAGAUCAAAACACUAUUAAAUAUAUCAAUGCAUUAAUAGAUAUAAUGGUUG
Cetraspora pellucida is the source of this 1042-nucleotide messenger RNA. Lineage: Eukaryota; Fungi; Glomeromycota; Glomeromycetes; Diversisporales; Gigasporaceae. The record is from the annotation of a GenBank genome assembly.